CAUGAAAUUGGAAUAAAUGAAAAAUACAAGGACAGGAUAACCAAAACUAAAAGAAGAAAAAAAAAAGCAAUCUAACAAUCUUCACCGCUCCGCCGUUCGAUCGAUCUGUAUAAAAAUUCCAACGGCCCAGAACUCGGGUCCACAAUUACCUGGCAAUACAUCACCCUCACACCAGCUCUCCUCUCUUCUCCUUCCUCCUCAGUCCUCCCCCACGCCACGCCAGUCUUCCUCCUCUCCUCUUUUCUCUCUCUCUCUCACGCCGCCACUGUGAGGAAGUAGCAGUCGCUGAAAUUAAUAAAAAUCCCGAAAUUUCUUUUUUGUCAAAACAGAGGAGCCCUUUUCAUUAUUAAUCAUUUCUCUCCCUGCAAAGCUAUAGCUCGCAGCGCAGCUCGCGCUGAGAUUCCGUCUCCAUCACCCACAGCUCAUUCCCCACCAGAGGAGAGAGAGAGAGAGAGGGAGAGAGAGAGGAAGAGGCUCCUUUUCUCUUCUCCUCGCUCGGCGGCAGUCAAACAAGUAGUUGUUUCGCUCCAUUUUCCGAUGACUGGAGGGAGCUUCAAUUUCUGAUUGGGAUUUCGGUUAUGUGAUAUAUGGCGGAGGAGCAGGAGGAGACCGGCGGCAGUGGUGUCGCCUCCCGGACCUUCCGCGCUCUGGUGGAGAGCGCGGACAGGAAGUUCGCGCGGGUGCGGGACCUCCCGGCAUACGGGCGGGGUCACGCCCACUAUUUUCAGAAGGUAUUCAAGGCGUAUAUGAGGCUGUGGAAGUACCAGCAGGAGAACCGGUCCGACCUGGUCGCCGCUGGUCUGAACCGGUGGGAAAUCGGCGAGAUCGCUAGCCGGAUCGGCCAGCUCUACUUCAACCAGUACAUGAGGACCAGCGAGGCCAGGUUCUUGGUCGAGGCGUAUGUCUUCUACGAGGCGAUUCUGCGCCGGAGGUACUUCGACGGGGCCAACGCCAAGGAUCUCGGGGUGAGAUUCAAGGAGCUCAGGUUUUAUGCACGGUUUCUGCUGGUUUCUUUGAUCUUGAACCGUCAUGAGAUGGUUCAAUUGCUGGUUGAGAGGUUCAGAGCCGUCGUCGAUGAUAGCAAGUCCAAGUUUCGGCAGGAGGCAAGCUUUAAAGAGUGGAAGCUUGUAGUACAAGAAAUUGUCCGCUUUAUGGAAAUUGAGACUGCUUAUAAGAGUUCAAGGCCUGUACGUUACUGUGCGCUGUUUGAUUCACAUCCAGCUUCUCGGCCUUAUGUGGCUCGUUUCCAUGCAAAGAAGGUUCUGAAGUUCAAAAAUGCAAUCCUAACGAGCUACCAUCGGAAUGAGGUCAAAUUUGCUGAGCUUACUCUGGACACACACAGGAUGCUGCAAUUUUUGGAAUGGGAAUCAAGCGGAUCUUUCUAUCAAAAACAAACUGUUGAAUCAGUCUAUCCAAACUUUCCUGUUGCGCCACAAGAAAAUGGCUCUGCAGUGGAUCAUUCUGAAGCUUCUGGCCUGAUAGAUAUAAACCUGGCCGCUGAUUUGAUUGAUCCGACUCUGCCACCAAACCCUAGGAAAGCUGUCCUUUAUCGUCCUUCUGUUACACAGCUGUUAGCGGUGAUGGCAACAAUCUGUGAGGAGCUGCCUCCUGAAAGCGUUAUGCUCAUUUAUCUUUCAGCUUCAGGGAAGAGUAGUCAAGGUACUGUUUCGCGCAUGGAUGGCCCUGAUGGAUCAAGGAGAUCCUCAAAAGGAAAAGCUGUUUCUGGCAGUCUUAGGGAACAAAAUAACUCGAGAGCUGAAAAUCUAAGCAAUGGAAAGGCAGAGGCCAGUGACUACUAUAGUGAUUACCUUUGGUUGGGUCCUAGGAGCAAUGGUGGAACUAAUAUCCUUCACCCGGGUGAUAUAAUUCCUUUCACUAGAAAGCCUCUUUUUCUGAUCAUUGAUAGUGACAACAGCCAUGCAUUCAAGGCAGUUGGGCUAGCUCGACCUGUGUUACAUGGUGCAGAAAGGGGAGAACCCGUUGCCUUACUGCUUUCACCCUUGAGGCCGUCAUUUAAGAAUGCAUCCUUUGUCAACAGUGCAAUUCACAGUGGAAGUCAGUUUACCUUUUUCUUGACUUCCCCACUGCAAGCAUUCUGCCAAAUGGUUGACCACAACACUUCUGAUGUCGAUACAGAUGAUUACAACAAUGCCGAGGAAACACUUGCCACUGCAUUUUCUCAGUGGGAGGUGAUUCUUUGUACUUCAAGGAACCUCGACCUUGUCUGGGCACAAGUCAUGCUUGAUCCAUUUUUGCGCCGCCUUAUCCUAAGAUUCAUAUUCUGCCGAUCUGUGCUCUUGUUCUUCAGCCCUCCAGGCCACAUCGAAGAAUGUGCCCCUGCCUGUGUACCACAACUUCCAGUUUCUGUCUCUGCGGGGUCUGAAGUAGUGAGGUCUGCAGUCCUCCGACUAGCAAACCAGCUUAAUGUUGCCGGCAGUUUCCACUUCAAUAACACCUGUUAGUAAGGAAAAUGAGUUCGAUGUGUUCAGCGUUAGAAGAGAAGGAUACAUAAGCUGCGAUUAAAGUAGAAACUUUUGACAUGGGUUUGCUUCUGUAAAGCAUGCACGCCAGGUUGGUUGGCAUUUCUAUAUAUCGAAAGAGACUGGCAUAGCAUACUGCCUGCUAUUGUUUGUGACGGAACUUGGGCGUGAUAGAUUGCCUAAAAUACAGGAGGUUUAUGUAUAUCCCAAGAUAUGAUAGCUGAUUGUAAUUGCUUAGGGUAUAAAUUCACUUGCUUCUCUUUUCUUUUUUUCUUUCAUUGUUACGGUAGUUCUAAAUUCUUUCUAUGACUUCAUAGCGGGAACUAGUAGCAAAUGUGGACGUAUUUUGUUGUUUGUCUUCCUUUGUUUUAUGAUGAGCAUCGGUUUCAUGUGUUACUGAGAAGAUGUGAAGGGUGUAAAUGAAUACUGGAGGAGUUUUGUGGAGAACUGGAGAAUACUGUCUCUAGCACCGAGUCAAGUGUUUUGGUUUGUGUACCAUUCUUCAAUACAGGUUCAUCGGUUCGAACCUUCCCAUUUGUCAUGCACAAUUUUAACCACUAAUAAAAGGACUGUUUGGAUGGG
Molecule: messenger RNA, 3062 nt
Organism: Linum tenue
Lineage: Eukaryota; Viridiplantae; Streptophyta; Magnoliopsida; Malpighiales; Linaceae
Source: the annotation of a GenBank genome assembly